Miscanthus lutarioriparius is the source of this 1734-nucleotide messenger RNA. The record is from the annotation of a GenBank genome assembly. NCBI's taxonomy places the organism in Eukaryota, Viridiplantae, Streptophyta, Magnoliopsida, Poales, Poaceae.
AUGGCGACCGCCACCGCCGCCACCGUCCCCGCCGGCGGCCGCCCGUACCGACGCGCCCGCGCUCGCUGCGGCUCACCGCGCCUGCACCGCCUGCGCUUCCCGGCCACAGCCGCGGCCGCGGCCGCUGCCGCUUCGUCUUCCCCGCCCGCCCCGUCGUCCACGCUGCCGCCGCUGCCAGCAGACGGAGGCGGGCGGCUGGUGGCGGAGCUGGUGUGCGCGUUCAACGAGCUCACGGAGCGGAUGGGGGAGGACCUGGCGACGUCCUCCUCGUCGCGCCUGCUCUUCCGCGCGCUGAAGCUGGCGCUCCCCGCCCUCCGCGACGUGGACGGGGGGCGGGCACUCGCGCGCGCGCUCGCCGUCGGCGCCACCCUCGCUGACCUCCAGAUGGAUGCUGAAGUCAUAUCAGCUGGCAUACUAAGAGAAGCAUUAGAUACAGGAGCUGUAAGCAUGAGGGAUGUAAAAACUCAGAUUGGGACCAGCACAGCUCAUUUGCUGCAUGACAGCUUAAGGAUUAAGCAUUCUCCUUCGAAGCUUGACGUAUUGGAUGAUGAAAGUGCAAGCGCAUUGAGAAGGUUUAUUCUUUCAUACUAUGACAUCAGGGCAGUGAUAUUGGAGAUUGCACUAAAGCUUGAUAUGAUGCGACACCUUGAUUACCUCCCUAAGUAUCUGCAGCAGAUAAAAUCUCUUGAAGUCAUGAAGAUAUACACCCCACUUGCACAUGCUGUUGGAGCGGGUAAUCUAUCACUAGAAUUAGAGGAUCUUUCAUUUCGUUACUUGUUUCCUCAUUCGUAUGACCAUGUUGAUCAGUGGUUGAGAAGCCAAGAAAGUGACUGCAAGGCCAUAAUAAAUUUGUACAAGGAGCAGUUGCUUCAAGCACUGCAGGCUGAUAAUGAGUUGAAGAGGAUUGUACAGGACAUCUCAAUUCAAGGGAGGUACAAAAGCCGUUUCAGUACUAUGAAGAAGCUAGUAAAAGAUGGUCGGAAACCAGAAGAAGUUAAAGACAUACUAGGUUUGCGGGUAAUCUUGGAGCCUCGAUGUGAUGACAAUUCAUCCGAUUGGGGCCCUAGGGCUUGCCUCAGGACAUACGAAAUUAUUCAAGCUAUGUGGAAGGAAGUCUCGGGUAGAACAAAAGAUUAUAUAACUCACCCAAAAAGAAACGGUUACCAGAGCUUGCAUGUGGCCAUCGAUGUCAGUGAACCUGGGAAGGUGAGGCCAUUAAUGGAGAUACAGAUACGCACCAAGGAGAUGCAUAGGUUUGCUGUUGGUGGAGAGGCAUCUCACUCUCUCUACAAAGGUGGUCUUACUGAUCCUGAAGAGGCUAAAAGGCUCAAGACUAUUAUGUUGGCCGCAGCGGAGUUAGCAGCUCUGCGUCUACGAGACCUACCAGGCAGUGAUCACGGAGCUGGGAACUGCAAGAACCCGGCUUUCUGUCAGCUUGACAAAAAUGGGGACGGGAGAAUCAGCAUCGAGGAGCUCACUGAGGUGAUGGAGGAUCUAGGCGCUGGAGGCGAAGACGCAACAGAGCUCAUGCACCUUCUUGACGCAAACAGUGAUGGCUCCUUGAGCUCUGACGAAUUCGAGUCAUUCCAGAGACAGAUUGAAAUGAUGAGAAACUUGGAAGAUGAUGACGAUCACUACAGGAAGAUCUUGAAGGAGAAGCUGCACACGAUCGACAGUGCAGGUCUCAUCCAUGUCUAUCGCAAGGAGCUCAGUGACAAGCUGCUUGUGGGCUGA